UGGCCGCAGCUUUCCCGCCCGUUGUGGGGCCGGGUUGCUGUGCCGCUGGGGGGCCGGGGCCGCGGAGGGGUGUGCGGUUGAAGCGGCGGCGCCCAGCACCCGGUGCAGAGCAGGGCACGUUAAAGAAUGAAACGUGGUAAGGAGCCGGUUUUUGUGAAGUUCAUAAAGUCUGCUGGGAGGUCGGAGUAUUUUUAUAAAGCUCUUGAGUCUAUGAAAGAAUUCCAGUCAGAAGAACAUCUCCAGAUCCUUGAAGAAGAGACAGCGCUCAAUAUAAGAGAAAAUGAUAAAUCGCUUUACAUUUGUGAUCCUUUCACAGGUGUUGUUUUCAAUCAUCUCAAACAGCUUGGCUGUAGGAUUGUUGGACCACAGGUAGUCCUGUACUGUAUACAGGCCCAGAGAUGUGUCCCAAGAGCCGAGUAUCCCGUGUACAACAUGACCAUGGCCGAUGUAACAGUAUCCUGUACCAGCCUCGAAAAAGAUGUUAGGGAAGAAGUUCAUAAAUACGUGCAGCUGAUGGGUGGACAUGUGUGCAGAGACCUCAGUGUGGCAGUAACUCAUCUGAUAGCUGGAGAAGUUGGCAGCAAGAAAUACAUAGUAGCUGCUUCUCUGAAAAAACCUAUUUUGCUUCCAGCUUGGGUUAAGACACUGUGGGAUAAGUCUCAGCAAAGCAUCAUGAGAUACACUGAUGUUAACAUGGAAGAUUAUGCUUGCCCUGUGUUCCUCGGCUGUACAAUUUGUGUAACUGGCUUAAACAGUUCAGACAGGAAAGAAGUCCAGCGCCUCACUGUUAAACAUGGUGGGCACUAUACGGGGCAGCUCAAGAUGAAUGAAUGUACUCACCUCAUAGUUCAAGAGCCAAAAGGUCAGAAGUACGAAUGUGCUAGAAAAUGGAAUGUGCACUGUGUGUCUAUCAAGUGGUUUUCUGACAGCAUUGAGAAAGGCUUCUGUCAGGAUGAGACAAUAUAUAAAAUACAAGCUGGAUCAAAACUGACACCCAGUACGUCAACACCUACAAAUGAUGUCAGGAAGCCUGAUAAUCAUGCCCUUCCAGAUGUCAGCCACAUUUCCAACAUCAAUCUGAGUGGUGUUAAUGAAACCGAAUUUAGCUCUGCUCUGAGCAGCAGGCAGGAUCCUCUUCCUGAUGAGCUGGAAAACUUGGAUAUAAGUUCUUUUCAAGCCCCUGAAGAUCUGUUAGAUGGGUGUCGAAUCUAUCUGUGUGGCUUCAGUGGCAGGAAGUUGGACAAGAUGAGGCGGCUUAUUAAUUGUGGUGGUGGUGUUCGAUUUAAUCAACUUAAUGAAGAUGUUACCCAUGUCAUUUUGGGCGAAAAUAGCGAGGAGCUGAAACACUUUUUGGACAAGACAUCUCACAGGCCUCAUGUAGUCACAGCAAAAUGGUUGCUGGACUCAUUUAGUAAAGAUUAUCUACAGCCAGUGGAGCAAUAUAUUCCUCUAAACUACCAGCUGUUAGAGAAUCCGAUUUUGGAGCAACCUGGAAUGAAGUCAGUUCUUCCCAAAAAUAACAGUCUCUUGAAGAAAGAAGCUGUGAAUGUUAAAAAGCCUCAGAAAGCUGCUGAAGAUGACCUCCUCUCUCAAUACAUAACUAAUGAUUCUACAUUAGAUGAAGCUGGAAAACUAACAUCCAGAACCUUCAGUGAUGAUACUCACUUGUCUGUUCAAGGAGAGAAUGAAUCUUCCAUCUGUAAUGGUUUUCUGGGAGAGUCGUCUGCACUAGCUGAAGGAGGAUUGUUUGUCAGAAAGAGCUUUCUUCUUUUGGGUUUUGGUGGAGAGGACGAGUCCUGCAUUGCAGAUAUUAUAAAGGAGAAUGCUGGGAAGAUCCUGCCACUGCAAAACAGAACCGUUGCAGACUAUGCUGUGGUACCGCUGUUGGGGUGCACGGUCCAGCUGACUGUUGGUGAUGUUGUCACAAACACGUGGCUGUUAACAUGUGUGGAACAGCAGCUCCUUUUAGAUCCCCAGUCCAAUCCACUUUUCACACCAGUCCCGGUAAUGGAAGGAGUUACCCCUCUGGAAGGUUGCGUUCUUUCUUUUAGCCAGUUCACUGGUGCAGAGAGAGACUCUCUGGUUUAUCUGGCAGGACUGCUAGGAGCCAGAGUCCAAGAAUUCUUUGUGCGGAAAGCCAGCGUAAAAAAGGGCAUGUUUGCCAGUACCCACCUUGUGGUGAGAGAAGCGGGUGGUUCCAAAUAUGAAGCUGCAAAGAAGUGGAAUUUACCAGCAGUCACUGUAGCUUGGCUUUUGGACUCUGCAAGGACAGGAAAGAGAGCAGAUGAAAGCAAGUUCUUGGUUGAAAAUGCAGAGGCUGAAGAUGAGAGUUCCGUUACUCAGCUCAACAAGACACCAGCAACUGUUAAAUCUCCUGAUGUAAACCAAUAUGAUUAUCUCCUUGAAGUUGGAAGAAAAAAAGCUGUGACUCCUCUUGAUAUCAGCAGAUUCCAGAGUAAAGCUUUCCAAGCCGUCAUCUCUCGUCACAUGGAGAAGACAACCCCUCUUGCACAAGGGGGAGUGCUACAGAAAGAGCCGUCUUUACAUCUCGAUACACCAUCAAAAUUUCUUUCCAAAGACAAGUUAUUCAAGCCUUCUUUUGAUGUAAAGGAUGCUCUGGCAGCUUUGGAAAGUCCAGUAGGUCCUGAUCAAAAAACCAGGAAGCCGAGCACACCCCUCUCUGAAGUCAUCAGCAGGAACUUGAAGUUGGCACUGGCAAACAGCACAAGGCAUGCAGCAGCUCUGACUGCCAGCCCACAGCUGGCUGCUGCACAGCCAGAAAAGGAAGAAGAAUCCAGGCCUCUAGCAGAUGUUGUUAUAUAUGUUAGUAAAAAACUUGCUAAGAAGCAAAGCGAACUGAAUGCAGUAGCAGCUUCUCUGGGGGCAGACUACAGAUGGUGCUUUGAUGAAUCAGUAACACACUUUAUCUACAAGGGAGGACAAAACGACAACAAUAAGGAGUACAAAUCAGUUAAAGAACGGGGUGUAUGUAUUGUUUCAGAGCACUGGCUUUUGGAGUGUGCCCAAGAAUAUAAACGGCUUCCUGAAUCUCUCUUUCCUCACACAUACAAUCCCAAAAUGAGCCUGGACAUCAGUGCAGUGCAAAAUGACAGACUCUCUUCUUCCAGUAAACUUCCAUCAACUGGAAAGCCAUCAGAGGAAACUGAGAUUAUUCCAGUGGAUGAAGAUGAUCUGGAAAAUGAUGCAGCUACUGACCAAAUAAAGGAAAUGGUCACUGCAGGGGAAGAACAAAUUGGAGCAAGUGAAUCCAAAGGAGUUUUAACCCAAGCACUAGAAAUGAGGGAGAACUUCCAAAGGCAGCUGCAGGAGAUCAUGUCUGCCACAUCACUGGUGAAACCACCAGGGCAAAGAGGAUCCCUUUCAAGGAACAGUACUGAUGGUUCUCCAACUACUCCUGAUAGCACACGGUCUGCACGGAAUGGCCGCAGCAGGGUCUUGGAAGCUCUCAGGCAGUCCCGCCAGGCUGUCGCAGAUAUAAACACGGAGCCAUCCCAGAGUGAGCAGAUCAUCUGGGACGAUCCUACUGCCAGGGAGGAGAGAGCGAGACUUGUCAGCAACUUUCAGUGGCCUGAUAGUCCUUCCCAGUACACUGAGCAAGGUCAGAGUAAUGCCAAUAAGAACAUGGAUGAAUCUGCCUUCAAAGGAUCUUUAGCUGAUGCAGAGAUUGCUGCUAUAGCUCUUCCUGAGGCUGUAGAUGGAGAUGUGAUUGAAGGUCUAAAGAAUCCUGUAUGUGGAGAUCCUGAAACACCGAUUAAAGAUCAGUUCAUUCCCACUCCGCAGGCCCCCAGCAUUGCUUUCCCACUGGCUAACCCUCCUGUUGCACCUCAGCCCAAAGAAAAGAAUCUGUUACUGUACCUCCAGGCUGUUACAGAAGAAGAAAAGGCUGAUGAAGAACCAGAAAAACUCCGUAAAUUUCAGCUGUCUUCUUUUAAUCCUGAAGAAAGAUUUGAUUACUGCCAUCUGAUUAAGGAAUUAGGUGGAGUAGUGCUUGAGAAACAGUGCUUUGAUCCAAGUUGCACACACACUGUUGUGGGACAUCCUCUUCGAAAUGAAAAGUUCUUGGCUUCGAUGGCAGCUGGGAAGUGGGUGCUUCAUCGUUCCUACCUGGAGGCAUGUAGAGGAGCUGGCUGCUUUGUUCAGGAAGAAGAUUAUGAGUGGGGAAGUAAUUCCAUACUUAAUGUUUUGCCUGGGAUCAGUGUAAACCAGAAGAAACUAGCACUUGCUGCCGUGAGGUGGAGGAAAAAAAUCCAUAAAGGGAGACAAGAAACUGGUAUUGUUGAGGGAGCUUUCAGUGGCUGGAAAGUGAUCCUGAAUGUUGAUCAAACCAAGGAAGCAGGAUUCAGGCGCCUUCUUCAGUCAGGAGGAGCAAAAGUGUUCUCUGGUCAUUCUGUGUCUCUCUUCAAAGAAGCAACUCAUCUCUUUGCUGACUUCAGUAAGCUGAAGCCAGAGGACAGCAGGGUCAACGUAGCAGAGGCAGCAGCCCAGGGAGUGAACUGCCUGAAACCAGAGUACAUCGCUGACUACCUCAUACAGGACCCACCUCCCCCAAUGGAGUCUUACUGCCUGCCACAAGCUGAAUCUUGCCUUCAGAACAACGCAGAACUUGGAAUGGGAUUGUCGCAGAAAAGAAAAGCACUGGGAGAGACAAGCCGAGCCAAGCGAUCCAAAGUCCACUGAGCAACUCCUGUGCUUUUUACUUUCCUUGGAAGAAGCAGCUGUGGAAGGGUCAUGCUGCUAUUCUCAUGCUACAGCUAAGAAACCACUCCCUGACCCACUUAGCCAAGCUUUAAAGAAGUCUUGGAGCCACACAGCCACUGUGAAUGCUGGGGGCAAAGCAGAAGGGGAGCAGCUGAAAUCAGACACAUUGCAAGCUCCAGUGGAACCAGUAACAUGGGAUCUGAGCAUUACCUGUUCUCCAGCCAUCUGCUCAGCCCAUGCACGUGUGUGCCAGCUCCUCUUCUGCACCGAGCCUGGAACCAGCACACUGCUGUCCCCACACUGACUGCUCUGUUGCUGAAGAGAGGGGUGAACACAACAGCGAGACAAACCGGAGGUAUGAAUUCAGUUGGUGCUGUUAAGAUCUAUUUAUUUUCUUCAGCUUUCUUCACAGGAAACAUCACAAAAGUGCUUUACAGAGUUUGAUACCAUUCCUCUAACAAAAGGGCAACAAGGGGUGAGUGCACUGCGCAGUUUGCAGUUGUCAUCUGCAGAAGCCAUGAGAGGUAAACCAGGGUAAAAAAAUCUACUGCCAAUAAAAUAGAGUUCAGGUUUGGAACUUAAAUUAUAAAAUAUAUAUAUAUAAAUAUACAGGCACCAUUAGGUUCCUGUGUUAACUGUGAGGGCCACACAGGGAUUCUCAUAUUGUACUCGACUUUGCUGAAGCAGUUUCUGCUGUGCUCAGGGGGCUCCCAGCCACCCCUUUUCCCAACCGGACAGUAUCAUUCAUUCUUUUGUAUUACAGUGAGCACUCAAAUGGCUUUAUCUUCAUUUCUUCAGGUUCAGCCUGGUGGUGAGACAUUCUGGUACACUGUUGAAAGCAAAUUCAGUUUCCUAUUUUUUUUCAGUUGCAGAGACUAUUCUUCGCUCAGUCAUCUCUUCAUUAAAAAAAUAAAGAGGCUUUAGGCCAGACCCUGCUAUCCUGGCAAGCCAGUUUUGUUCGAGCUAGCACGUUACCAGUCAUGCAACCCUACUCCUUCUCAUAGCUGAACCAUGCUGUACUGUGACCAGUGCUUACUGCCUUCAUUUUGCUCUAUUCCACGGGGAAUUAGGCUCCUCUGUAGCCUUUCAGGGUCUAGGUUUAAAUUCCCCAUGGAGAUCACAUUUACUUGCUAAGCAGUUUUGCAACAGAUGGAGCCAUGUUUGUGAUGCUGGGAGCCCUGACUGAAGAAAUACAGCGUGAUCAAGACUCAGUUUUUGCUUAUAGAGCUCUCUAAAUAGUGAAUUUCUAAAGUGGUAAUUCAGGCACCUGACUAGAAAUCUUUGGCAUGGUAAUAAUGUAGAUGAACGAAACAAGGGAAUGCUCUGGGGUGAAAAAAGGUCAAAUCAGGAGAUUUUUGCUGGGCUUUGAGUUGUAGAAAAAAGCCAAACCAACCAAAAAGAUCAGCAGAGCCAAUUGUCUAGAAAACACUGUCAUGCCAGUUCACAAAGCCAGUUUGCCUUCUACCUAAUUCCCAGAUUAAAGACAGUGCACAGUCAGAGAACCAACUAGUCAGUCCUGAAGGUCAUGGGUUGGUUAGUAGAUAACACAGUGAGGAUUUACAGUGGCAAGAAAGGGCUUUGGGGAGUGUAGCAGCAGAGAGGAGUCUUUCAUACCCUGUCCCACACGGAUGAAGUACUACACUGACAACUCUCAGUUACUGCUGAUCUGCUCUGUUGCCCUUCAUCCCCUCAGAAUUAACCAACACCUCAGCUCCGAUUUGCCAGCUUUAUAAACACCAGCCACCACAAUUGCUUUUAACAGAAUACUGGUAGUACUGCAACAGAACACCAGCCACUAUUUGGAUGCAAAAUCCAAGGUAUGUUCUUCACACCACCCAUCUUUAUUAGAACUGGACAGCAGCUGUUGUAUAUGAUGCAGUAUUCCGGUAUUGAGACAGUGCAGCUCUCAAGUGGCAGGCUAUGCAUUCCAACAGGCUUGAGUCUUCCCUCAUGACAUCCCCUUUGUAUUUAUAAAUGUAGCAUUGCUGGUAAAUGCAGUCAGCACUUAAAGACUUAACUUUAUUUACAGCUGUACCAUCUUUAAUGUACAAGAUGAGAAUGUGAAAAGAUGAAACCACAAAGACUAAGCUUGUCCUCCAGUGUUGCUGCACUCAUCUCCGUCUCAACGCCUGUAAUCUAAUUUCAAAGACCAAUUAAAUACUACAACAGGUAUGUACAACUAAGCAUGGCUGAGUGCAGCUGGUUGCUGGUCAGAGACCAAGUAACACAUCUGUUCAUCUCUGAUGAACACAAACAUGGAGCAGAGUAACCCAGAAACUUCAAACAAGUUUGCUAUGGGGCUUGUUCAUUGUGCUCCCUUCCAGCUGCUGUAUCUAGACUUCAAGUGAGAUCUUAAAUCAAGUUUUAAUGAAACUGGGCUCAAGUGACAGAAAUAACUCCACUGAAACCCAUGAAACUAAGCUCUGGGAGAUCAAACUCAGACUGUUUUACCUGUUUCACAAUGUAUUUGUUCUCUUAUCAGCCUCUUUUUAUGGUUUGAAUCAUUUUGUUGUACAUACGCUGAAAGAGGUACAAGGUAAGUGUUUUGUUUUAAUGGAAAAAAGGAAGCUUGUGAUGACAUUUUAACAGUUUUCUGUAGGCAAAUUACUUGAAAUAAAGCAGUUUUAACUCGAUGACUUCAAUGCUGUAACUGAGCUAGAAAGAAAACUCAAUACAGGAGACAAGAAAGAACAGAAAAGGUCAGAUUAAGUAAAAGUUAGGAAGAGUGUGCCAUGCGCUAACCACUGGUAGGGAGAGUGGGUUAUACACAUGAAACUGAAGACUUAAGUACAUCAGAUGGCAAAAGCUAAUGCCCGUAGAAAGUUGUUAGGUUUGUCAGCACUGGGGAAGGUGGUGAGUGCCAGGGGAUGCUAAAUCCCUCUGUAAACUUGGCAAUUCAGUGGUGAGAGAAAAGAAACCCAAGGCAGUGAAUACUGGAAAGGCUUUAAACCACUCAUACAUGCUCUGGUGGAUUCUGAGUGAGUUGUGAUCUUUCAAGGGGACGAUCUAGGCAUCACCAUGGACAGCUUGAUGAAGACAUCUGUUCAAUGUGUAGUUGCAGUCAAGAAAGCGAGUAAUGUGUUAGGCUCUAUUAAAGACAGAACAAUAUGGAAAAACAUUACAGCAUGUAUUUCUCUUAAGGGAUCCUCACUGAAUAUUUGCUGUUUCAUCAGCACCUUUAAAAAAAGUGACAGAUUAGAAAGUACAGGGAGGAAAGUGGUAAGAGAAUGGCAGAAGCAGCAGUUUGUAGCUGGAAAGACAUGAAGACCAAAGUCAUUUGUUUAUUAAAAGGGAAAAAGGAUAGAUGAUAUACAUCUUUAAAGUAAUUCUCCUCCCCACCAUAUAGCAGGAUAUAUAUCUCAAAGUCUUUUUAAGCCACCUACAACUCUCUUGACUUCAAUGUCACUCAUCAUCACUGUAAGUAUGCCAAAAAGCUCCCUGUGUUAUUCUUUAAUGCUUGUUAUUCGGCUACUUCAACGUUUCCUCUGAAGCAACUGCAGCAGUCUGUUGAAAUUUAGCAGUAAUCAUUUCUGACAGAGCAUUGUCACGGCUGAUGCACAGGAACAACUGUCUUAGAGGUGCUGCAGUGAGAAAAACAUCAGGAAGAGAAAAGAGCUGCCAGGCCUCACCUCUGGCCAGCCCCCUCCAGAGCUGCAGUCUGUCUGCAUGUGUGCCACCAUCAUGUUCUCUGCUUCUCCAGUGGAGACCCACUGUAAACGCUGAGCAAUGAACCUUGAUCUCACCAGUACAGCAGACAGGGGCCUGUAUUAUUCCUAACAAUCAUUUCUUCAUCUUCCAGUUAACUGAUAAACAGGAGAUAAGUAGAUAGGGUAAUCACCACCUCUGUAUCUAUAUACCUUCCUCUCCUGCCUGCCCUUCUCAGCUCUACCUUCUGAGCCUUUCUUUAUCCCUUUUACAGAAGCCUCCCCCAUGGGCAACUAUGUCCUUUUGUUUUAUUCCCUCAUCUUUUUCCUUCACAGCCUGCCUUAAUACCAGACUUUAAAGUUUCAAAGUUAAGAUUACUCUCUCUCCCCUAUUUCCAUCGUACUUGCAUGCAACUUCAACAUGGGAAAGGAAAAAGAGUAGGACAAAUGUGUGUUUACAUGUGAAAGAAGAAAACUACUUUCCUACCACAAAAUACCACUUAGUACCCUGACACAAAUACGUACUUCCAACAGUGAACAUUUAUAGUUCACAUAAUUGGAAUCAACUUUAAACCAGCCACAUUGUAAGAGAUGGCUAUCCACUGUGAGCAGGAUUUUAUUUCAGACAUGGGGUUUACAAGGUAGAGCAAUAUUGAUUUCAUGUGUUCCACAUAAAAACCAAAAAGCCUUGUAUUAAUAUGCCAUUUGGGUUGCACAGAGAAUUAGAGAUAUGAAAUACCAGUUAGAUGGAGUGCUCAGCCUGAACCUUUUCCUUUCCCAUACAUACUAAAAUAAGUCUAAUUACAUAAUGCUUAAAUAGAAUGUAUUUUACAUUCUUUAGAAAUAAGCCUUUCCCAAAAUAGUAUUAAAAUACUGUAAUGAAAGCUAAUAUAAAGAUCCUCUAAUGAAGGUUUUUAGUCCUCUGCAGCACCUUCCAGCAGUCCCAGCCCUUGACAAAGAGCAGCUCUGGCCUCCUCGCAAGACCCCUGUGAGGUAGGUGGUUGGGGGUUUUUUUGGUACAGCUGAGGAAACUGUGGCAAAAGGGAAACUAAAUUGCUUGAAGUGAACACAGCGGCUCAGUGGAAAACCAGCAUCAAAUCCCAUUCUCCUGGGCCCAUGCUCUUGCUACAAAACGGGCUGCUUCUCAGUGCAUGCAGUUGUUUUAUACAAUCUUUUCCGUUCUGGUAUUCCAGCUGAACUACUUGUUCUGGCGAUUCAUUAACACUGUUAAUUAACAUUUCCAAUAGUUGUAUUCUGGCAAAGCAGCCCCUGAACUUCAUCAGCCCUGCUGUACCAUACAUUCUAAGUAACUGAACAUAAGCCCAUGAUAUACGUACCAUUAGAAGAUGCUUCACAAUAAAAGGAAAUGUCUUCACAGCAAUUUGAAUCAGCAUCUCAGAUUUUUAUCACGCAGAAGAAAGAGUUUUCCUAAACAUGAAACAAGUUUUUUCCUAAUAAGAUUGCUGAGCUAUCUUGGAAUUUGUCCUUUCUCUGUUCUCUCCACAGGCAACUGGUUAGACAGCUUUGGACCAAUGCAAAACUCUACCUUCUCUCUGGACAGGUAUCCCCAAUCCUUUUCUUUAAAGGGAAAAAACAAAAUGGGAUGGCUUGCUCAAGUACUGAACUUCACUUUGCCUGAUUUCAAGUCAGAUGGAUCUGUCACUUGUGAAAGCAGCACUUCUAUCCAACCACUUACACUUCACUCCCUACCCCAGGCUAUGCAUCUAAUACUAUCCUUUUCUUGGGCCUCUGAUACAAAUUGGUCAUGUAAAACAGGAGGUAUUCAUUUCUCUGACCAUGUCAGUAUUGGAAAGAAUAAUAUAUUCAUACCUUGUAACUAAGCACCCUUUAAGCACAUGAAGCUGUAUUAGUCUAAAAAAGAAUCAUCUCCUCAAGUUAGUUACAGAAUUUGACAGAAAACCCCAAGCAAGUUUAAAACUACUCAACCAGGCUGAACUGAGACAAAAAACCAACCCCAGCAAGUAUUGCAAAAGCUCAGAUAAGCAAACUCCAAGAUGUGCAGCCCUAUCACAUUUAUAUGGUGUUUACCUGACAUAAACAGCAUGUUGUGAUGAAAAAGUUUCCAAGAGCCAGCACAUGCAGACACCAAAACACUGGUGUCAGGUCUCUAACACAGUCUGUACCAUUAAAAAUUCAGCUAUUCCCAAGUUUUGCAAGACAGUUACUUUGGACAUGACUGGUAAAGGUAACUACAAAGACAAAACUGAAGGAGCAGGAGACGUUUGCUUUUUGUUGUCAAUUCCUCUUCAUUUGUGAGUAAGAUUAAACAUGGCACAGCUAAACCAGGGGCAGUGGGGGUCAAAACUAAUCUUCUAUGUUUAUCAUCAGUUCAAGGAAAUACAGAUGCCAGAUUCCUACAGCAGGCAUUUGGGAAGUCCAACUUUAUUAAAAAUGAUCUAGUUUUUGGCAUUUUAACAUUCCUUAAAUACAGACUGCAUCACCGAGAGUCACAAAUCCCAACUGUUCCUUUCCCUUUAGGUACUGGACGUUUAAAUGUUCUACCAGCAGGUCGGUAACUUCAUGGCUGUAUUUUCAUUUCAUGUCAGAGACUAAGUAAAAUGGAACCUUGAAGUUGGAAACUAACAACUAAGCCACCACAAAAGCGUGUUACAGGUUCGGAAGCAGCACACAACAGCAUUUUACUGACUGGUAUCAAGAAUCUCAUUUCUACAAUCCUUCAUUUAUGGAAUGAGCCUUCAAGAAGCAUUCUGAAGGAAUGACACGGACAGUCUCAGCGUGCCUCAAAUGGAUGCAACAACAAACCAGGUAAAGUUGGACUUCAGAGUCUCAAAAGCAUACUGAGCUUCCACAGAGGAAUGACUUCCAAGAUUGCAGGCAUGCAGAACAAUUCAUUGUUACAGGAAGAUACUGACAACUGGUAUUUUGCUAGUUCCUGGCAGCGAUAUUUAACACAAGAAACAGUUUUCAAUAGUUUUAACAUUCUGUGCUAUGGAAAUUGCUGCGUUUUCUUUCUUUUCCUCAAUGCUUCCAGAAAGAACCUAGAAUGAAAUGCUUAACAAAAGCCCCCAGAGUAACACCUCUAGUUAUCAGUAACUGAUGGACUCUGGUGGCAGCACCCAUCCAAGAGGUUUUAUGGGUUUAUUUCAUUCUUUGAUUUAGCAGAGCUACUUUCAAGUGAAAAGCAAAUCAAAGCUUCAUUCACACUCAAUUCACAAUCUCAAUCCAGUCAUAUACGGUGGGAGUAAGAAGACACUGACAAGAAGCAACUAAGCUUCUCUGUACAAACAGAAGUCAUAUUAGUAUGCACUGCUAUAAGCUCUUACACACAGCCCACCUGACCAUAAGGCUGACUACCCACUCCAUGGCCUGUCCCUUAAGAGAUCCAAAUGCUCUGUGUCUCCUCAGCUGUCAUAAGCUAGAACUAAAGGUAAAGAUUCAUUAGACUCCAGAGUCCAUAUUUCCAUUUUAUUUGAUUUGAAACUGUUACAGGGUUUUCGUGAACUGCCAGAAUUCAUGCCCAAAACCUCAAAGAUGGUACAAUGGACAGUCUCAUCUACCCUUCAUACAGUAGACUAAAACUCAAUUCAUGUGCAUUGGUGAUCUCAAUCCCUUUAGAGCAUCAAGAAAAGCGUUUUAAGCUUUCAUGUUUCUACCACAUCAAGCGACGUGUCCAUUUACCAUGAAUUCCACAGAAAUCUUUAGUGACAAAUCAACAGUUUUGCUGGCAACAACGUAUUUUCAAGGAAGAUACAUGGCUCAGAGUCCAAGGUAUUCGUAUGAGUCUUUCAGUGGGUUUUUGUUUCCAAAUGAACUCUCCAACUUUAAGGAUAGUCUCUCGAGCCCUCUUUAAUAGCAGCUUCUAGCAGAAGUUUUAGAGACAGGUAACUCUGCAAGGGCAAGGCCAGUUUUAGGCUGUGCACAAAAGACUCAGGUGAAACCCCAGCCCCACUGAAGUCAACAGCAAAAUUCCCAUUGGCCUCAGAGAAGCAGAUUUAAAGCAAGUCAGCAGUUAGUCAAAGGGACCCAACGAGGCGAUUCCUGCACUAUCCUCAUCUUCUGCACAUACACAGAACUACCACACAAGCAAGCAAGUUUUGUUUUGUUCCCUGGUUUUUCUUGCCAUUGGCAACUCCUAUAGAUGUUGGGUCUGGUUUUUGGCAUUUACUCUGAGAAACCUCAACACUGGAGCACGCCACUAUUUUUACUUCAUUUUGCUUCUGGUAUAAGAAUUCAGAGAAGAGAAGAGAAAAGCAGUUACAGCACGACACUUUUGGUACUUGACAGGUUUGGUUCAUCAAAUCAGUGUUAAGGGGCAGUGUCCUAUAUUCAUAGUGUAUCAGUGCCAUUUUGCCUACUUCCACUCAGUUAAAUCAGAGAUGAAAACAACUUGAAGAAGUCACUGCCUUCCAUUAUUACUAAACUUCCUGACUUUGAAUAAACACCAUUUAUGAGUGUUACAUAGGGGAUUUUGCCUCAAAAAGCCUGCAUGCUUCACAGAAGUAGCCAAACAAAUAAGGCUUACCAGCUCUAGUUAUCCCUCUGCAUACUAUAUUAUUUUGGUUAUCAAAUAACCAUUAUCCUUCAAGUUGGUGACAAACAAGUCACUUUUUAAUAGAGGAGGAGUUUUUAUCUAGUAUCGCUACUGCCACGUAUCUCAUUUUUAAAAGCCAAAUUCUUUACUUAAGAGUCUGGAUACCUCUGUGU
Strigops habroptila (Kakapo) is the source of this 13049-nucleotide messenger RNA. RefSeq names its product DNA topoisomerase II binding protein 1 (gene TOPBP1). Bases 127 to 4698 code for a protein of 1523 amino acids. Gene Ontology annotation, biological process: mitotic DNA replication checkpoint signaling; mitotic G2 DNA damage checkpoint signaling; DNA replication initiation. The record is from RefSeq and is a predicted model, not a curated record. NCBI's taxonomy places the organism in Eukaryota, Metazoa, Chordata, Aves, Psittaciformes, Psittacidae. The transcript is spliced from 29 exons.